GCCGUCGCAGGCUCGCUUUCCGGCGGGUGCGGGGGCUUCGCGGCUGCUUCUCCCGUCUGCGCUAGGUUCUCAGUGCGCACCCCAUCUCCUGGCUCCAGGGCGGCUAGUGUGUGGCGAGAGAUCGGGGAUGGGCCCGGUUCUGGCCUGACCUACUAGGUGACCUUGGUCGAGUCCCCUGUCGCGCCGAGCCGCGGCGCCCGUCUGUGGCGCGGGCCUGUUAGGGACCCAUCCCCCGAGCGGUUGAGGACACAGACCUAGAGUAGCCCCACAGCCUGCCCCAGGGCAGGGGGAGCGCCGGGCCGCCGGGGGCGGUGGGGGAAGCUCGGUCGGGGCGGGGAGAUGCCCCUACAUGUGAAAUGGCCGUUCCCCGCGGUGCCGCCGCUCACCUGGACCCUGGCCAGCAGCGUCGUCAUGGGCUUGGUGGGCACCUACAGCUGCUUCUGGACCAAGUACAUGAACCACCUCACCGUGCACAACAAGGAGGUUCUGUACGAGCUCAUCGAGAACCGAGGCCCAGCCACACCCCUCAUCACGGUGUCCAAUCACCAGUCCUGCAUGGAUGACCCUCACCUCUGGGGGAUCCUGAAACUCCGCCACAUCUGGAACCUGAAGUUGAUGCGUUGGACCCCCGCGGCCGCAGACAUCUGCUUCACCAAGGAGCUGCAUUCCCACUUCUUCAGCUUGGGCAAGUGCGUGCCCGUGUGCCGAGGAGAUGGCGUCUACCAGAAGGGAAUGGAUUUCAUUUUGGAGAAGCUCAACCACGGGGACUGGGUGCACAUCUUCCCAGAAGGGAAAGUGAACAUGAGCUCCGAGUUCCUGCGCUUCAAGUGGGGAAUCGGACGCCUGAUCGCCGAAUGUCAUCUCAAUCCUGUCAUUCUGCCGCUGUGGCAUGUCGGAAUGAACGACGUCCUUCCUAACAGCCCGCCCUACUUCCCCCGCUUUGGACAGGGUGCUGGGGCUGUGGGCACCCCCCGCUCCUGUCGCCCACAGAAAAUCACCGUGCUGAUUGGGAAGCCCUUCAGUGCCCUGCCUGUGCUCGAGCGGCUCCGGGCAGAGAACAAGUCAGCUGUGAGUUUCUCCCCCAGGCCAUCCCAGAGCUGUCCUAGCCCAUCCCAGUGCCCUUGGCCUCCCAGGGACCCUGGGCGAAGCUCCCUGAGGGCUGCAGGCCAGCCCCAGUCCUUCCCCUCAGGUGGAGAUUCGCAAAGCCCUGACAGACUUCAUCCAGGAGGAAUUCCAGCGCCUGAAGAGCCAGGCCGAGCAGCUCCACAACCACCUGCAGGCCGGGAGAUAGGCGCCACCCUGCCCAGACCCUGCCCAGAUCCUGCCCUGGCUUUCCUCUUGGACUGGGGCGGGGACAGGGAGGGGCGUCGAGGCCUGGGACAGAGGCAGCUCUGGGACCCGAGUCCCAGCUGCCGGGAGAUCGGUGCUGCCUUGGGUUCUGGCCCUGCACAGAGCUGGGCUGGGGGAUGGACUGAUGCUUUGAGCUCAGAUACGGUUUUUUAGACAGAUUUGUUCAGAACCCUUAACGGGUGCCCUCUCCUAGUUGGUGUGCGUUCCAGCUCCUCUGUGGUUCUUCAGCUGAAAGAAGGGUCUCAGCUGCUCCUCCCACUUGGCCACGCAGGGAGGAAGACAUUUAGGCAGCGGCCUCCUUCCUUCUUGCCUUCAAGGUGUUCUCUCCCAGGGCCGGGCACUGGAGGGAGGGUAGUUGAAGCGGGGCAGUGGCCAGGCCUGGCUUCUACCCGCCUGCCCUGAUCCAGGAGCUGCUCACCACUUCCUCAGGGAUGGCCGUCAGCCACGUCUUCCUUCUGCCCGUGCUCCCCACAGGCGUGGGCCCCUCGGGCAGGGCCCGCCCUGGGCUGCAGGUAGAAGAAGUGGAGGCCAGCCAAAUGGAGCCUGCAGCGAGGGCCCAAGACGCGGCCCCUGCCCUCACGCUGGGGCCUCCCUGGCAGCACCUGAACCCCUGGCGCCUGCGUUUUCAUGUUUUAUAAACAAUAAAGCAUCUGUGUUGUGCU
Messenger RNA from Globicephala melas (long-finned pilot whale), 2012 nucleotides. NCBI's taxonomy places the organism in Eukaryota, Metazoa, Chordata, Mammalia, Artiodactyla, Delphinidae. The record is from RefSeq and is a predicted model, not a curated record.